AUGGAGGUCGGCGAUUUCCCAUUGAAGGGCAAGAUCGUCGUCGUUACUGGAGGCGGGUCCGGCAUCGGUUUCGAAAUCGUCAAGCUCGCCGCCUCCAUUGGUUCCAAGGUGGUCGUUGCCGACCUGAAGCUCAAUGAGCAGGCCGAAGCGUUCGUAAAGAGCCAGGAUGAGAAAGACCUAGUGUUCCAGAGAUGCGACGUGACCAAGCGGGCAGAUCUGGAGAGGCUGGUUGAGGUCGCGGAGCAGAAGUGGGGAGAGGUUCCGGACGUGUACAUGGCGUCAGCAGGAGUAUUCGAGCCGGCCACUUCCAACUUCUGGACCGACACCGAAACGGACUCGUACACCACCCUCGCCGUCAACGUGACGGCCCCGCUCAAACUCACCCGCAUCGCGCUGCGCGCCUUCCUCCGCUCAAACAAGCGCGGCGUCGUCCUCCUCGUCUCCUCCAUCGCCGGCUACGCCGGCACCUACGCCGUGCCGCUGUACACGGCGUCCAAGCACGCCGUCGUCGGCUUCGCGAAAUCGAUGCGCAAGGCCGACGCGGAAGAGGGCGUCAAGGUCGUCGCGCUGUGCCCCGGCGUGGUGCGGACGCCGUUGUGGACGCCCGGAGCGAGCGAAGCGAGCAACGCGAGCCCAGCGAGCAGCGAGGGCGGGAAGAACGGGGGGCAGACGAAUCUUCUGAAGGACUUUGCCUACCCGGCCAGCGUCAUCCUGGAGCCGGCCGUCGUGGCGCAGGCGGCGGUGCGGCUGGCGGAGCGGGGCGAAUACGGCGGCGGGACGGUGCUGGAGUGCACGACGGCGGGCUUGCGCGUCAUUCCCGAGUGGGGCGUGAAGCCGCCGCCGCACCGGGAGAGCGGCGACAGAAACACGGGGGCGCCGCGGGAGGUGGUGCCGCCGGAGAAGGUGGAGGUUAAGGAGUAUCUGGCGCGGGAGAGGAGGGGGGGUCGGUCGAAGUUGUGA
Messenger RNA from Lasiodiplodia theobromae, 960 nucleotides. Its product is annotated as Nad-dependent 15-hydroxyprostaglandin dehydrogenase. The transcript is spliced from 3 exons. Gene Ontology annotation, molecular function: oxidoreductase activity, acting on the CH-OH group of donors, NAD or NADP as acceptor. Gene Ontology annotation, cellular component: cytoplasm. NCBI's taxonomy places the organism in Eukaryota, Fungi, Ascomycota, Dothideomycetes, Botryosphaeriales, Botryosphaeriaceae. The record is from RefSeq and is a predicted model, not a curated record. The coding region runs from base 1 to 960 and encodes 319 amino acids.